Drosophila takahashii is the source of this 2206-nucleotide messenger RNA. RefSeq names its product rolling stone (gene rost). Gene Ontology annotation, cellular component: membrane. NCBI's taxonomy places the organism in Eukaryota, Metazoa, Arthropoda, Insecta, Diptera, Drosophilidae. The record is from RefSeq and is a predicted model, not a curated record.
CUCUGAUGGAUUAGAUAAGAACGAAAGCACUUUGCUUAUCGCUCCGUGAACAUUUCUGUUCUGGCCCCAAUAAAUGUAGGUCAGCCAGAAUUUCGGGCAUCAAGUGAUGUACGGCACUUCGUUGCUUUCGGGUGGUACUCGUUAAUGGAGAUCUUAAUUGGCCGACCUCCAUGGCUUCAAGUUCACUGCUGGUCAAUCGUGACAGAUGUGUGUGCGUUUUCGGGCGCCCAGCUGUCAAUAAUAUCAGAGUUAUGUGUAGUGUCCGUCUGUAAAACGGUUCCCACCAACAAGGGGGCGGUACUUGCUAUUUGACACUCUUUUCGGCAGCCGAGUGCUCUACAUUAUAUUAAAUUGAAUUUAGCGGCGAUGUCUCGCUUAUAAAGCAUGUUACGCCAGUAGUCGAUGUGUCCAAUUCCCGUUAGGCAACCGAUCGUCGACCGACUGGAAUCGGAAUCGAGCGAUCACUAUAGUCAUUUUUUCGAUCGGGUUGCGAAUCGAUCCGGCUGUCAGUCCGCCGUUUCGAGUGCUCGAGUGCGCGUGCCAACUGGAGCUGUUCGCAAGUAACCCCACGAUCCCAACCCUCCGGACCCCAAAAAGAUCGAUUUUUCAAGAUCACAGCAGUGAGAUUUCGAGUGGAGAUCCCCAACAUCGCUCCUUACUCACCUUAACUCUCUAUCUAUCUCAAUCUCUCCACCGCGGUGCUCGUGCGAGUCGUAAACAUAACUCAAAAGCGCUGACGAAGUCAGUAGCCGGCUAAACGCGACUCGGUUCGGAAGUCUCCGCUCCUAACUAACAAUCACAAAUUCCCCAGCCAAGUCCCCAACUCGAUAAGGGAGUACACGAAAAUUAAAAAAAUAAAAAAAAUUAUAAACAAGUUAAACAAAUAAAGAAAAAAGCAUAUGAAAUGCAACUGUUCGACGACUUUUGCAAAAGCUUCAACAAGGAAUUGCAAAGGGCGAAUUUCGGCUUCGCAUACAAUCGCGUUCAUUUGUUCUACAGAUCCCAGUGGCAAAAAGAUGAGAUCAACACAAUAUACUUGCUCUAUAGAUGGAUUUGGGCCCUGUUUUUCCUGGGCGUGUACAUCAUGUGCAUAAUCGUUCAGUUUUGCGAUGGAAAGUUCUUUAUCUACAUGACCAACUGGGGAUUCGGGCUGUGCACGAUCACCAUGCUGAUUUCCGCCGUACAGGUCACCUGCUGGCACUUUGAUCUGCGGAAUACCCGGAGUCUGGUACAGGAGUCCGCCCACAAAGCGGAGACCUCCAAAGGUCUAAAAAUAUACUGGUGGCUGUACAAUAUGACACUAUCGCUGGCUCUGAUCAUAUCAACAGUCUACUGGGUGUUUCUCCACGGAAAGAUGAAUAAGCCAAUGCGAUUUCCUGCCAUCAGCAUAAUUACUCACGGUCUGAAUUCCGUAAUGAUGCUGAUCGAUUUCCUGAUCGUGGCAUUUCCGCUUAGGAUCUUGCAUAUGGUUUACGGCAUGAGUCUGGCGAUUUUCUUCUUCGUUUUCACUCUGAUUUACCAUUUAUGCGGGGGUACAGAUGAAUUUGGCAAUCCCUAUGUGUAUCCCAUUCUGGAUUGGAACAAUCCCAACCGCUGUUUGGUGACCUUUGUGGGCAUCUUCGUGCUUAUUAUGUGCUAUUGGAUGCUGCUCUUCGGACUCUACAAGCUGAAGAGGAUGUUCAAUAGGGCCUUCAGUGUCGUUUGGACUCCUCACGCCGUGGGCCUGAUAUGAGGGAUAUACAAAAUAUACAUUAAAGACACCACAGACAGGCACACAAGUAAUGUCACCUCAUUAACACCCGCACAUUUACCAAGUUCUAUAUGCAUCACCAGCAUUAUGUUUAGUUCCAUUUACAAUCCAUCCUGAAUCACAAAAGCGUUUGCAUGCAUUUAUUUAUAUCUAGUAUUUACUAUUGUAAGUUUUAAUCUUCUGGUUCCUUAACAUUGAAUUGGUUUAGUUAGUUUUAUUAAUAGGCUUUGAUGUUGUUACUACAUUUAUGGAUAAAAUAGUAAAAAAUAUGAAAUUUGUUGAAAAUACUCUACUUGAUGCUAUCAAAUUUAAGAGAUAACUCGAGAGAACUAUGAAAUUGUAUAAACAUAUAACGAAAAUCGGAAUAAAAGACAGUGUAUAUAAGAACGUUACGUUAUUAACGGUUAAUUUAUUACUAUUGUAGCGAUUGGGAAAUAAAUAAAUUAUUAAAAUACA